Molecule: messenger RNA, 2175 nt
Organism: Oryza brachyantha (malo sina)
Lineage: Eukaryota; Viridiplantae; Streptophyta; Magnoliopsida; Poales; Poaceae
Product: protein NUCLEAR FUSION DEFECTIVE 4-like
Exons: 2
Coding region: 185-1795 (536 amino acids)
Cellular component (GO): membrane
Source: RefSeq, a predicted model, not a curated record
AAACUACACAUAAGCAUAUUGCUCGGAGCCACAGGCAUCGCCGUCGCCGUCGCCGUCGCCGUCGUCUCCUGCAUUUAUCGCCGCACCGGCGGGCCACCGAGAUCUCGCAUAAGUAGCGGGGUAUCUCGUUCGCAAGGCAAGCAAGGAGGCAGAGAGGAAAAAUCCUCCUCGAUCCACGCCAGCUAUGCCUUCUCCUUCCUCAGCCCAUUGGCUGAGCUUGGUCGGAUGCGUCUGGCUCCAGACGAUCAACGGCCCGAACGCCGACUUCCCCGUCUACUCGUCGCAGCUCAAGGAGGUGAAGGGCAUCUCCCAGGUGCAGCUCAACUUCCUCGCCUUCGCCUCCGACGCCGGGAAGCUCUUCGGCUGGUUCGCCGGGGUUGCCGCUCUGUACCUGCCUCUGCGGCUCGUUGCCGUCGUCGGCGCGUCCUUUGGCCUCAUCGGGUAUGGCGUCCAGUUCCUCUUCUUGGAGAGGUCCGGACUCGAGUACUGGCACCUGUUCCUGCUCACCUCCCUCGCCGGCAACGGCAUCUGCUGGAUCAACACCGUCUGCUACCUCCUCUGCAUCAAGAACUUCCCGUCGGACAGCCGCGUCGUGGUGAGCCUCGCCACGAGCUACCUCGGGCUGAGCGCCAAGUUCUACACCACCAUGGCAGAGAAGAUGCCGCGGGGCGCCACGGCGAGGUACUCCAAGGAGAAGGUAUACCUCCUCCUCAAUGCCGUCGUGCCGAUGCUCGUCACCCUGGUGACGGCGCCGUCCCUCCGGGUGGUCGAGCUCACGAGCCACCGGCGGACCGACCCGGCGUUCCUCGCCAUGUUCGCGGUCACCCUGGCCACAGGAGCCUGCGCCGUCGUGGGCAGCAUCGGCUCCAAGUCCAUCGGGCUCUCGACCAGCGAGCACAUGAUCAGCCUCUACAUCCUGCUCGCCCUGCCGAUACUGAUCCCGGCGGCGCUCAAGGUGCGGGAGAGCAUGGACAAGCUACGGGAGGCAAAGCGGGAGAACCGAGUGCACGACCUCGCCACCACCGUCGUGCCGGAGACGGCCGUGUCGGUGUUCGAGGUGGCCGAGGCGGAGAACAAGGAGGAGGACGCCGGAGAGAGCGGCUACCACGACGAGGUCGGCGGCGUCCGGCUGCUGCGGCGGCUCGACUUCUGGCUCUACUUCUUGAGCUACAUGUUCAGUGGCACGCUUGGUCUGGUCUUCCUCAACAACCUGGGGCAGAUCGCCGAGUCCCGUGGGCUCAGCGACCCGUCCACUCUCGUCUCCCUGUCGUCUUCGUUUGGAUUCUUCGGCCGCCUCCUUCCCGCCUUCCUGGACUACUACACCGCAAAGAGCGGCUACUCGCUGUCAAGGACGGCGUCCAUGGCGUCGCUGAUGGCGCCGAUGGCCGGCGCAUUCUUCCUGCUGCUGGACCCGAGGGACAUGUUCCUGUACACCAGCACGGCGGUGGUAGGCACCUGCACGGGGGCCAUCACCUCGGUGGCGGUGUCGGCGACGAGCGAGCUGUUCGGGAGGAAGAACUUCGGGGUGAACCACAACGUGGUGGUCGCCAACAUCCCCGUCGGCUCGCUCUGCUUCGGCUACCUCGCCGCCUUCCUCUACCAGAAGGAGGCGCGCGGCGGCAACCGCUGCCUCGGCGCCGCCUGCUACCGCGACACCUUCCUCGUCUGGGGCUCCACGUGCGCCGUCGGAACGGCGCUGUGCACCGUGCUGUACACGCGGUCGCGCGGCUUCGCCGGGAGGCUGCCUAGCUCCGGCGAGGUCGACGCCGAGCGCUCGGGAGGGGCCAGCAACUAACUUAAUUAGGUGACCAGAAGCUUCUGCCAUAGAAGCUUAAUAAACUAGGUGCCACGUAAUUAAGUGGAGAAAAAAGUUUACAGCUAGUGAUGAGUAGCAUUUUCUUAUCUUUUUUUUUUCCUCAGGGAAAAUAUUUUGUUUCAUUAGUUUCUUUUCCUAUACUUUCUUGAGUGAUCCCUUCAUGGAUUGGGAAGCUCAAAUUACGUGUACGUAUAUAGAUAUAUAUAAUUAAAAAAGGAAAGGAGAACAUGCAGCUCACUUUUAGUACCGGGAUGUUGCAAAUCACUGUGACUGGACAAAAGCUAGCGAUAAAUUAUUUUUAUCGACUUGGACGGUUUUAAUAUAUUAUUUGUGAUUAUCCAGCAAACUUUUAGUGGAUG